ACAUAUUUCUCAUUCCACACACCACUUUUUCUUCUCUCUAACAUUUCUCCAAAGCAAAGUAAAAAUGGCGUUUUUUGGUCUUUUCUUGGUUGGGUUUCUCGCAAUGGUGUCCCAUGUUAACGGCGACGGCUGGGUCAACGCCCACGCCACCUUCUACGGCGGCGGCGACGCCGCCGGAACAAUGGGCGGAGCUUGUGGGUAUGGGAAUCUGUACAGCCAAGGGUACGGUACAAACACUGCAGCACUGAGUACAGCUCUGUUCAACAAUGGGUUGAGCUGCGGCUCUUGCUAUGAGAUCAGGUGUGUCGGCGAUAAGAAAUGGUGUCUGCCGGGAUCUAUUCUGGUGACGGCGACCAAUUUCUGCCCGCCGAACAACGCCUUGCCCAACAACGCCGGCGGGUGGUGCAACCCUCCCCUCCACCACUUUGACCUCUCUCAGCCUGUCUUCCAACACAUUGCUCAGUACAAAGCCGGAAUUGUCCCUGUUUCUUACCGGAGGGUGGCUUGUAUGAGAAGAGGAGGGAUAAGGUUCACCGUUAACGGACACUCGUACUUCAACCUAGUACUCAUCACCAACGUCGGCGGCGCCGGCGACGUACACUCGGUCUCCAUCAAGGGUUCAAGAACAGGGUGGCAGCCGAUGUCGAGAAACUGGGGCCAAAACUGGCAGAACAACGCCAAUCUCAACGGCCAGAGCCUCUCCUUCAAAGUCACCACCAGCGACGGCCGCACCAUCAUCUCUAACAACGCCGCUCCGGCGGGCUGGUCGUUCGGGCAGACCUUCUCCGGCGCUCAGUUCCGGUGAACCGGGCAUAAAAAAAACCGGGUUUUACUUUUUUAAGUUUUUUAGUUCCAAAAAAAUUAUAUUAUUAGAAAUACAUAUAUAAUGGUCACAGGUAUUAGUAAUGUGACUGAUUAUGGUAGGAAUUUAAUGUUUAGGGGUCAAAAAUGAAGGGGACUAAUUUUAAAUGGUCCUUUUUGUUAUUAAGAGCGGAGCGCAACUCAAUUUAUGAGGGGCUUUUCUCUUAAUUAAUUAGGUUUAUUAUUUUUUGUUUUCUUUUUUAUUAUUGGGCUUUGAAUUGGGCUUUCUGUUGUAAGGCAGAAGGUGGCUGAGGUGGAUGUGUCAUCACCCGCUUUGUAGUAUUAUCACUACUACUUCGAAUGGUGCUUUUUUUUGCUUUAUUGGGUUGGUUUUGUGUGUUAAGAAAGAUUUAUUUUUAAUUUUA
This is a messenger RNA of Erythranthe guttata (spotted monkey flower), 1226 nucleotides long. RefSeq names its product expansin-A1. Gene Ontology annotation, cellular component: extracellular region. The record is from RefSeq and is a predicted model, not a curated record. Gene Ontology annotation, biological process: plant-type cell wall organization. Lineage: Eukaryota; Viridiplantae; Streptophyta; Magnoliopsida; Lamiales; Phrymaceae.